GGUGUUAGAGAAGACCAGAGAGACAGACCUCAAAGGUGGUCUUCCUCUGCAUCUCUCUCUCCCCUCUCUCUCUCUCUCUAGAAAAUCACAAAGACCCAUUGAUUAGAGAGAGAAAGAGAAGAAAGUACUGCUACCACUUCUCUCAAUUCUGAAAGCCUUUUUACACUGAACUUGUCAAAAACAGAACCCCUCUUCUUGCUUCUACUUCACUCUAGAGUUUACAGAUUUGCACUCUAAAUAUAGCACCCAUUUCUCUCUCUCUUAGAUCUCCAAAUCUUACAUCAUUACCCAAAAAGAGUCAACAACUCUCUGUUUUCUAUCUAUCUCUUGCUCUGUUCUUGUCAAUUUUGUUUCUUUACAUCUUCAUCUCUCAGUUGGAAUCAAAAUUUGGACAAUCUGAUCCAUCUGAGGGAGACCCAGUUGGGAAUUUUCCGGCAAGAUGGAGACUUUUUCCGGGAAAAAGAGACCCACAAUCAGUCUCUCUCUUUUUACUUCCUUCUCCGAGUCAAUUUCCAGUGACAAGUCUCUGAAUUCGAUCAAAUCCCCCAGGAAUUUCCAGGAGGGUGUGGUUGGGCUUGGCAUAGUGGCUGCUAUGACUGAUUUGAGCAGCCCCAAUGAGACACCCAUGUCUGCAAAGUCUCCGAAAUCAAGCCCAAUUCCCAUAGUCUCUGCAGCUAAACCUGCUGCUAAUUUCAGAGGUGGGUUUGCUGUGGAGAAACAGCUCCAAGGGGUUGAGGUGGAUGAGCUGUCUGAGAGCUAUACUUGUGUGAUUUCCCAUUUUGGGAACAAUUUGAUAAAGAAGCGUGUUUAUUUUGAUGAUAAGCUGAGUGGAGUUGUUAAUCAUUGUGAGGUGAGAACUGGGGUGUUCUCUGCUUCACCAAUGAGUGUUGGUGAAGUGGGGAGGGAGUUUUGGGCUUCGGAUUUUCUCAGUUCUUGUUAUCUUUGCAAGAAGCAGCUUCAAGGACUGGACAUUUUCAUGUACAGAGGUGAAAAAGCAUUCUGCAGCACUGAGUGCCGUGACAAGCACAUUCGAAGCGACAAUCACAAAGAGAAAUGCAGAUCUGGAGCAAUUAAAUCACUUGAUUACUCUGUAUCAUCACCUUGCUCCAGUCCUCUGGUCUUCUCGGCCGGGGUUGCUGUGGCAUGAACAUUUUGACAUACCUUUUUAUAAGUAAAUAAUACAGAAAGGAUGAGAAAGGUUUAUCCAAAUAAAGUGGUAUAACUGGCAUAAGACACAAUAGAUAAUAUUUGAGAGGGUUCAAGCAGGCAAUCCCUACGUAUAUCUGCUACUCAAAUUGCAAGAAAAAUUUCAAAUGAAUGGGAGAAAAUUAGGUGAGAAAUUGGAAAAUAUCAACUCAAGAAGUGAGACAUUAUAUAGAUUUUGCAUUUUUGUGGAAGUCAUAGUUGUUACUUGUACCUCUUGUAUACUUUGUGAACGUUUUUCAGUUACAAAAUGGGGUCUUAAUGUGAACUCGAGUCUGGAG
This is a messenger RNA of Fragaria vesca subsp. vesca, 1484 nucleotides long. RefSeq lists its product as uncharacterized. The coding region runs from base 440 to 1147 and encodes 235 amino acids. The transcript has 2 exons. NCBI's taxonomy places the organism in Eukaryota, Viridiplantae, Streptophyta, Magnoliopsida, Rosales, Rosaceae. The record is from RefSeq and is a predicted model, not a curated record.